UACGCAGCGCCCGGCCUGAGGGCGUGUAUCCGCGGCCGUAGCAGCCCGGCUGGUCCUGCUGCGAGCCGGCGGCCGGGAGUGGGGCGGCGGGUAAGUGGGCACGAACACGACGGACGCUGUACAGUCUCCUUCGUCCGUAGGGAACUGCUGGCGGCCUAGGGUCGUCCUGAGAGGGAAAAGUGAGGUCCGGCUGCAUCUGCGGCGCCCUGCGUGGCCGUGCGAGCCGUGGCCUCAGAGGCUCGUCCCCUACGCAAAUCUUCGCUGUCUUGCCAGGGUCCUGACGUGACGUGCGGCUGCGAGAAGGCAGGGGCGGGUUGGGGGAGGUGCUGAGGUGGUAGCAGCGGCGGCCUUUGCUGCGUUUUCUCUGUCCCAGAGGGCUCAGGCAGGGGGAACUCCCUUGAGGGGCCGCUGCGGGUCGCCGUCUCCGGAGGCACCGGCGAGGGCAGAGCCGACGGCCUCUUCACGGUCUGUAAGGUCAUUGUUUACCAGUCGCGGGGCAGCGCGGCAAACCUGCUGGGGAAAGGUUUUCUGGUUGGAAUAGGAUGAGUACCGCACCAGCUUUGCCUUCCAGCUGAGAUGUAAAUUUCAGGCCUCCAUCCUGUGGAACGUGGGAAAACUAUCUUGAGUGUUGGCAUGUUCUAAGUAGUUUAAAAUAAUGUAUGAUAAAUGAUGUGUGUUUAGACGAAGGAUUUACACAUACAAAUUGGAGACUCUCGCGGUCUUAGUGUAACUAACUUUUCGUCCCCUUAACCCUUGAUGCCUGUUCUGUGCGUCUCUAGAGGGGAAGGAGCAUUAUACUCUGGAAGCACUUGCUGGAUGGGGAAAAGAGAAGUUCCUCUCCGUAUGCUAACUCCGUAAUACAAGCGUUUGUGUAUUUUAAAAUCACAACUGUUCCAAAUGUAAUCUAGCCUCGUUUUCCCCCUCCCUCGGAUGAUAGGUGUUCUUCAGGACAGUUUUAUUUUAAGGAAUUCUUAGACCCAAGUAAACACCAUCAUUAAAAGAACUGGUAACUAUUAUCAGUUCUUCCUUUGGAGUCCAUCUUAAAUGGAAAGGAGAUGGGAAAAACUUUUUUAAAGAGAAGAAAGAAAACUGAAGUUUUUUAAUUGACUAGAGAAAUAUUCAGAAGACUAUUUUCACCUAGAUGUAUCACAAAAUUGAGAAACAAACAUUAUCCCUUGACCAUGUAGAUUUUACACCACAUUAUGUCAACGGCAUGUACCUUCCACAUUCAGUAUUCAGAAAGAAGUGAUCUGAACUCUGACUAUUCUUUAUGGAUACAGUAAGUCAGAUAUAAGAGUCUGGCUACUUGACAGACUGGCUGGAGCAAACAUGAAUGUUGGAGUUGCCCACAGUGAAGUGAAUCCAAAUACCCGUGUCAUGAACAGCCGGGGUAUGUGGCUAACAUAUGCAUUGGGAGUUGGCUUGCUUCAUAUUGUCUUACUCAGCAUUCCCUUCUUCAGUGUUCCUGUUGCUUGGACUUUAACAAAUAUUAUACAUAAUCUGGGGAUGUAUGUAUUUUUGCAUGCAGUGAAAGGAACACCUUUCGAAACUCCUGACCAGGGUAAAGCAAGGCUCCUAACUCAUUGGGAACAACUGGACUAUGGAGUACAGUUUACAUCUUCACGGAAGUUUUUCACAAUUUCUCCAAUAAUUUUAUAUUUUCUGGCAAGUUUCUAUACGAAGUAUGAUCCAACUCACUUCAUCCUAAACACAGCUUCUCUCCUGAGUGUGCUAAUUCCCAAAAUGCCACAGCUACAUGGUGUUCGGAUCUUUGGAAUUAAUAAGUAUUGAAAUCUUUUGAAACUGAACAAAACAUUUUACAGCUGCUGAAUUUCUUAUAAGAAAGGAGUGGUUAUAAACUGCACUGUUUCUGUGAUAAUGUGAAAUUAAGAAGUAUUUACAUUGGAGGGCCAAUGGUUGGUCCUUCAAGUGCUGUUUUGAAGUGCAGAUUUCCAUUAAAUGAUGCCUCUGUUUAAUACAUCUGGUAUAUUUCUGAAGAGGGGCUUUAUAAGCAGGCUGGGCAGGCCCAGCUUAUAAGUUCAAGGGCAUCACAGUGAGGGUGUAGUAGAUAAAUUCAAGGAAAUAAGAGAUUUGUAAAAAACUAGGACCAGCUUAACUUAUAAUGAAUGGGCAUUGUGUUAAGAAAAGAACAUUUCCAAUCAUUCAGCCAUGGUUAGUUAAAGCAGACUUACAUGUAAACCGGAAUCAUCUCUAUACAAGUUUAUUAAAGAUUAUUUUUAUUACUAUACAUAUUUCUCUUGUUUUAUGUAAGAGGAUGUAUAUCCUUUUGUUUUAUACAAGCCAUUUCUCACUUAUGAGGGUACUUUUUUGGUUUUGCUGGCUCAAUAUUGUGUAUUGGUCAGUGAGGCCAUUUUUACAUUUAUUACAUUACAGAGUUCAUGGAGGUUCACCUUUGUGACUGAUUGGUGAUAGAAAAUAGCCAAGUAUCUGACAAGCAGCCUCUGAGUCAGUGUUCUAAUUUUGGAACAAAGCGGGUUUUACUGCUUUUCCAGACACAAGGCUGCUAAACCAAUUAAGAAAAUAAUUUAUUUCUUUCAAGCAACUGAAAAGUAAUGGUAAUUUAAAGGUGUCUGCUUAUUUGGUUGAACUAUUUAAUUGGCAAAGUUUGUCAUCAUUUGAAAAAGGAAAUAUAAAAGAACAACCAUAUAGCCAACCUGUGGCAGAAAUGACGUCUCUAGCAAUAGUACCAAAGUAAGUAAUGGAGUCUUUUUUGGCAGGUCUGCAGUAAAAGAUAACAUUUUCUUUUCUUAGUUCUGCUCUCAACCCCCAUAUUUUGCCCAUGAAUAUUUUGCCUUUGAAUAUGUGGGUUUUAGUAUAUAUAGCCCAAAAUGGUAACUGUCUCCAGAACAGCAACCAUAUUGAAUUCUUGUGACUUAGGAAAGCUUCCUAUAGUUGCUGACAUUAAUUGCAAGAAAUAACUAUAUACUACUUUGAGAAGUAAACAUGUCAAAAAAAACCAAGUUCAGAUAUGGGACAAAAUUUAAAAAUUCAGUAACAUUUAUAAACAUAAUUGAAUGAAAAGAAUUAUAGACCAACUUAAACAUCAAUUCGUGUCAGUAAACUGACUUUGGGGGAUAAUGAUCAUUGUUUUGUACUUCAAAAGUAUUGAGUUUAGAAAUCAGUUGUAUGAUACUACCUUUGUAUGUCUGUCUUUUCCCAUGUAUUUUUAAAUAACUGGUGAUCCAUAAUUUAAUAAAAUUUUUCCUUGGUGUAAGAUUAUUUCAAAAGCUCUCCAAAUUUAGUCAUCAAAAUUAAAGUGACAUUUUUCAAGUUUAUUUUUAAGCAACUGAAUUUGUAAAAUUAAAGUAACAAAAAACAUUCA
Molecule: messenger RNA, 3343 nt
Organism: Macaca mulatta (Rhesus monkey)
Lineage: Eukaryota; Metazoa; Chordata; Mammalia; Primates; Cercopithecidae
Gene: ORMDL1
Product: ORMDL sphingolipid biosynthesis regulator 1
Cellular component (GO): endoplasmic reticulum membrane
Source: RefSeq, a predicted model, not a curated record